This is a messenger RNA of Manihot esculenta (cassava), 834 nucleotides long. Its product is annotated as NDR1/HIN1-like protein 13. Gene Ontology annotation, cellular component: plasma membrane. The record is from RefSeq and is a predicted model, not a curated record. Bases 1 to 834 code for a protein of 277 amino acids. The transcript has a single exon. Lineage: Eukaryota; Viridiplantae; Streptophyta; Magnoliopsida; Malpighiales; Euphorbiaceae.
AUGGGGGAGCGCUUCCCACUUUUCAGAAUUCAGCAAGCCGACGAGCCACCUCUUCAGACAAGACCCUCACCUCCCAACUACGAGCCAAUUUUCCGACCUAGACCUUUUCCUUCUCGCAAGAGUUCACUCAAAGUUAAACCAAAGCCUGUUUCCAUUGAUCAAUCAGAGACCUAUGUCGUCCAAAUUCCCAAGGAACACAUAUUUAACGUCCCUCCACCGGAAAAUGCCAUCAUUGCUGAACGUUACCGGAAUCCAGAGAAGAAGAAGAACUCAAAUGGGAAUUGUACGCUCUGUGUUGUUAUAACGUUGUUGGUUGUUGCUGCCUUAGUCGGAUUGAUCGUAGGAGUCGUUCAUAUUGCUUCUAAACCUAAGACUCCUGUUUUUUCUGUUGUGCAUGUGGGUGUCAAGAAUCCACCUUCUUCAUCCCAUAAAAACGCACGUAAUACGAUCUAUGAAAUCACAUUGAAGGCAAAGAAUCGAAAUAAGAAAACGGAGACUAUUUAUAGCAGUCCUGGGGGCAUCACACUUUUGUACAAUGGUAACAAAAUUGGUGCAGGAAAAUCCCCGCGAUUUGAUCAACCUGCUGGUAGUUCAACAAAGGUUGGAUUAACGCUAAAGUCCUCGAAAGGAUCACUGCCUGAAGACAUAACAAGAAGCAUUAAAGACAAAAAGGGGAAACGACAUGUGUCCUUAGUUCUGAAAAUGAAUAAAGUUCCAGUGAAAAUGAAGUCCUGGAGCAAGGCAAUCAAUAUUAUUUGUAAUUUGAAGGUGAGCUCGUUGGGGGCUUCAGGUAAUAACGUUGUAUCCCAACGUUGUCAAACCAAGUUCAAUUGA